AUGAUGUUUUUGACGUCAUUUAUAACUAUCCUUCUGUUCUUCCAGUUUUCCGCUGCAAAAGCACCUCCUAGUAAGACUUCUCUGGUAAAUACCCAUGAAAGAAGAUCAAUCUAUUCAUGUUAUGUCGGUUUGCGUAAAGAGAAUUGGGCAUACAAUGGGUCCGCUAUAUGUCGCUAUGAGCCUGCAAUUCAAUCGAUGCUAUAUUGUCUCUACGAAGACACGUUCGAGAAAGGGUAUUCAAACAAAACCCUAGAGAAGGGUUUCGAAGAAAUGAGACAGUUUUGCUACACACCAAAAUUUCUGAAUAUGACUGAUGCCGAAUUUUAUACUUCAUUGAAUAACGGAUCACACUAUAUUCAAGAACAACCCAAAGCCACCGUCAAUGUAACAUUUCCUAUUGUAGUCAACUCUACGCUAAGAAGAGGUUAUUAUGAUGCAUAUUACGGCUACUACUAUAACCACGAUAUUCCUUAUUAUUUUGGGGGCAUCAUUUGUGCAUACUUUGUGGGUGUUAUGCUAAUUGCCGGUUUAAUUCGUUUUUUGGACUACACUCCAAUAAAAAAGUUAAUCUUCAAGCAAAAACUGAUGAAUUAUGUGAGGGGUUAUAUCACGUUACCAACCCUUUGGAAAAAGCAUGCAGAACCUUUUUCAUACCUAAAAGUGUUUACUGGCUAUAUUCCUACUAGAUUCGAAACCUUGGUCAUUUUGGGAUACCUGAUACUCCAUACCAUUUUCAUGUCUUACAAAUAUCAGUAUGACCCUUACCAUAUCAUUUUCGCUGGUCAUAGAGCAGAAGUGGCACAAUUCGUUGCUUAUAGAAGUGGUAUACUUUCAUUUGCACAUAUACCGCUGAUUAUCUUAUUUGCAGGAAGAAAUAACUUUCUACAACUUAUUUCUGGUUUGAAACACACUUCGUUUAUCGUAUUCCACAAGUGGCUUGGAAGAAUGAUGUUUCUUGAUGCCGUGAUUCACUCUGCCGCCUUCACAAACUACUACUUGUUUUAUAAGAAAUGGGAUAUGGUUAAAGUAAAAACAUUCUGGAAAUUUGGUAUCGCUGCUACUUGUUUAGCGGGAAUGUUGAUUUUCUUUUCCAUUGCAGCUUUUAGAAGACACUGCUAUGAAACUUUUAUGGCCCUCCAUAUAGUAUUUGCUGCUAUGUUCUUGUAUGCAUGUUGGGAACACGUUACUAUUUAUAGUGGCAUUGAGUGGAUUUAUGCCGCGAUAGCAAUUUGGGGUGUCGACAGAAUCGUACGUAUCGUUAGAAUUGCCCUCUUAGGUUUUCCAAAGGCCGACUUGCAGUUAGUCGGUUCUGAUUUGAUCCGCGUUACAAUAAAUAAACCAAAGAAUUUCUGGAAAGCAAAACCGGGACAAUAUGUGUUUGUCUCUUUCUUACGCCCUCUGUGCUUUUGGCAGUCACAUCCAUUCACGGUUAUGGAUUCUUGUGUAAGGGAUGGUGAACUGGUCAUCAUUUUGAAGGCAAAGAAGGGUGUGACAAAAUUAGUAAAGAACUAUGUGGAACGCAAAGGCGGCCGGGCUUCCAUGAGGUUGGCUAUCGAAGGCCCAUAUGGAUCCAAGUCGGCUGCCCAUCGUUUUGAUAAUGUAUUACUUUUGGCAGGUGGAUCAGGUCUUCCUGGUCCAAUUGCCCAUGCUAUCGAGCUAGGAAAAACAACAGCUGCAAGCGGAAAGAAUUUUGUUCAGCUAAUAGUAGCAGUUAGAGGGUUUGAUAUGCUUAACGCGUGUAAGCAGGAACUGAUGGUUUUGAAAGAUCUGAAUGUUCAUGUUCAUAUUUACAAUUCUAAGCAAGAUGCAACUCCAGGUGUACCAAUUAGCCCAAAAGUAUCUAAAAGUGACGAAAUAGUGAUAGAGAACACUCCUUCCGUUGUCGAUAAUUCAGAGAAAGCUCUUUCUGAGAAUGAAAAUACGGAGCAACCCCUCUCUGUAAGUGGCAUCUCCAAUGUCGAUUUUGAAUUUGCCACUUUCCAUGCAGGAAGGCCCAACGUUGAAGAACUGUUGAAAGAAUCCGUCACUCACUCUGGUUCACUCGCGGUAGUGUGUUGUGGACCACCUGUCUUUGUUGACACCGCUAGAGAUCAAACCGCCACAGCCGUAAUUAAAAAUCCAUCAAACGUAAUUGAGUACUUGGAAGAAUAUCAAGCAUGGUAA
Messenger RNA from Saccharomyces eubayanus, 2163 nucleotides. It is a transcript of the gene FRE4, whose product is annotated as ferric-chelate reductase. The transcript has a single exon. NCBI's taxonomy places the organism in Eukaryota, Fungi, Ascomycota, Saccharomycetes, Saccharomycetales, Saccharomycetaceae. The record is from RefSeq and is a predicted model, not a curated record. Gene Ontology annotation, cellular component: plasma membrane. Gene Ontology annotation, molecular function: ferric-chelate reductase activity. Gene Ontology annotation, biological process: intracellular iron ion homeostasis; copper ion import; iron ion transport. The coding region runs from base 1 to 2163 and encodes 720 amino acids.